AUGGCUCCUCCACCUAAAUAUAUAAUUACAAGGAAAUUAGUUAGAAAAUAUUUCGAAAAAAAUUUACCAAAAUAACCACUUGAAACUUAAGCUCAAUAGGGUUUAUUACAGAAAUGUUGGAAAUAAUAUGGUUUAGAUGAUCCUAGAUGCAAAUAAUUUGAAGCCUUACAUGACUACUUACAUACUUAAACAUAAUAAUAUCGUGAAAAGAUUAAAAAUCUUAGAAUUAAAGAAGAUGUUAUGGGAAAAUUAAAUACUCCAGUGUACAAAAAUCAAAAAAAAGGAAGAUUUUAAUCAGGCGAAAUUCGUGAAUGGAAUAUUUACGAUGGUUUAAAAUGA
This is a messenger RNA of Ichthyophthirius multifiliis, 339 nucleotides long. RefSeq lists its product as hypothetical. The transcript has a single exon. Lineage: Eukaryota; Ciliophora; Oligohymenophorea; Hymenostomatida. The record is from RefSeq and is a predicted model, not a curated record.